AUGGUUGCUGCCCUCAUCAUCAGGCACAGCGACAACCAGCUAAUGGAAUUCUUGCGUACACAUGUCACUCCUGCAGCUCGAUUGGUUUUGGGCAAAGGCUCGAGUCUCACACAUGCCGACUGUCAUGCCAGAUUCACUCUGAUCCCCGCCGACGGAAAAGUCUUUGAUGUCUACCUGUGCCUUCCUGUGGGUACAGAUUUCUCAAAAUACAUCUUUGACGGCGACGAGGACGAUCACUCAUAUGUCGGGUCUGGCACCAACACCAAGAGGGACCUCCUUCGGCGGAUCUUGGACUAUCUCCUAGGCUUUGUCCGCGGCCAUCCUUCACACAAGCGAGUACGUCAUAUGGUGUUUCUCGCCCGUGGAUUUUUGCCUCUCGUCUACAGCCUCCUGAUCACGCCGCUUGAUCUCGAGUACUUGAGCUUUGUGUCCUUCUUCGAGGGUAUCUUUGCCAUGCUGCUUGACACGGUCGACCCACUCGGGGACAACAUGUACAACAAUCCACAAAUUCGACAGUAUCAUGUGGAGGUCUUGAAGCAGCUCCCGGCUAUCGGGCAACCUCACCUGGAGAACGGACUCAAUUUCGCUCACCCACUCCUCCAGGCGCUUCGGAGACCUGCUGGCAGCGGUCCGAAGCAUUGCAAGUGGUGCCCAACAAAGCUCACCAAGUUUGGAUGCUACUACAUUCUGGCGGGUGACCCGGGCGCGGGUAUCAUCUGCAACAAGUGCUUCACCGAGGAGAGAACUCGACUGAUCGUUGCAAUCUACAAGUACUCGUCCUGA
Molecule: messenger RNA, 783 nt
Organism: Microdochium trichocladiopsis
Lineage: Eukaryota; Fungi; Ascomycota; Sordariomycetes; Xylariales; Microdochiaceae
Exons: 1
Coding region: 1-783 (260 amino acids)
Source: RefSeq, a predicted model, not a curated record